Sorghum bicolor (sorghum) is the source of this 1137-nucleotide messenger RNA. Its product is annotated as ribosome-recycling factor, chloroplastic. The transcript is spliced from 12 exons. The record is from RefSeq and is a predicted model, not a curated record. Gene Ontology annotation, cellular component: chloroplast. Bases 59 to 856 code for a protein of 265 amino acids. Gene Ontology annotation, molecular function: ribosomal large subunit binding. Lineage: Eukaryota; Viridiplantae; Streptophyta; Magnoliopsida; Poales; Poaceae. Gene Ontology annotation, biological process: plastid translation.
CACACGCGCUCGGUCUUCGUCCCCACUGCUCCACCCGCACCACCGUCCACCAGCUCGCAUGGCGCUCCACGCCGUCUCCCCCGCGGCGGUCUCCUCCCCGCUGCGCGCCCUCUCGCGCAGCCUCCCCCAGCGCCCAGGCUGCGGUUGUUUACCAAAGCAAUCCCUCGCAGUUUACUCCUCCAUAAACUUUGCGAGACUUCGGGCUGGACCAGUGGACUUCGGUGGCAGGCCUCUGGUUCUUCGACACUCGGACAAGAGAGCAGUUUUGAUGCAUGCUACUAUUGAAGAAAUCGAAGCGGAGAAAUCCCUCAUUGAAGACCAAGCUAAAGAAAAGAUGGAGAAGGCAAUUGAAACAGUCCAAACUAACUUCAACACUGUGAGGACAGGGCGUGCAAACCCAGCGAUGCUUGACCGAAUUGAGGUUGAGUACUACGGAACUCCAGUGAACUUGAAGAGCAUUGCGCAGAUAAGCACUCCAGAUGCAACUUCUCUUCUUAUCCAACCAUAUGACAAGUCAAGCCUCAAGCUUAUUGAGAAAACGAUAGUUGCUGCAAAUCUUGGUGUGACACCAAGCAAUGACGGAGAAGUGAUACGAGUGACUGUCCCACCUUUGACAUCUGAUCGUAGAAAGGAAUUAGCAAAGACAGUAGCUAAAUUAUCUGAAGAUGGCAAGGUUGCUAUAAGGAACAUAAGAAGAGAUGCAAUCAAAGCUUAUGAUAAACUACAGAAGGAAAAGAAGCUUUCUGAGGAUAAUGUGAAAGAUUUAUCAGCUGAUCUACAAAAAGUCACAGAUGAGUACAUGAAAAAGAUCGAUUCCAUCCAGAAGCAGAAGGAACAGGAACUGAUGAAAAUUUAGAUCUCAAGCUGACUGUAUGACUGCUUGGCGCUGUGCCGGGGAUGCACGUUUUGAGUCAGGUGCUUUGCUGCAACCAUUGGAUGCACACAAGUUGAGACAAUACCGCUGUGUGUGCUUCUCGUUUUUGUAAUGCUCGUAAAUAGGCUCUCGUCACCGUGUUGUCGGACUUGCUAGUGCUACAUUGUCAAUGUUUCUCACCAUCUGAAUCGAAUGUCUGAAUUGUUUCUGAACGUCUGUUGUCAAAACUCUGCCGAGGUUCAAAGCAAUUUUGCAGGUCAAAA